AUGGCCAACAAGUCCAUCCUGACUGAGAAGACUACCAUACCGACACCCACAGAUCAAGGCAACAUGACAACCGAUAAGCAACUGACAGUUGUCAUCGCAGGGGCAGGCUUCUGUGGCCUGACCGCUGCAAUCGAAUGCAAGCUAAAGGGCUUCAUUCCCAUCUUGGUUGAGUCUUACCCUACCAGUCGGACCCAAGGAGAUGUCCUCGACUUUAUGCAUAAUGCCGGUCGCCACAUGCUUGCCUGGGACAACGGUUCUGUUGGCAAGAAGCUCUUGGAAACUGGUGUUCACACGGCAAAGACGCUCGACUAUUACUCUGCCAAGGGUGAGCUACUCUAUGAAGAGCCGUGGACCUUCCACGAUUCACAUGCCCACACGCAGUUUGCCGGACACCGUGGCAAGCAGCAUCAGAUCCUGGUCGAUUACGCCGAAAAGCUUGGCGUCGACAUGCGGUUCGGCCCACAAUAUUCUGUGGUCGAAUACAUAGACUCUGACUCUGAGACUGGCGUUUUGACCAAGGGUGGCGAGAAGAUUCUUGGCAGCCUGGUUCUUGCCUGCGAUGGACCUCGCUCUCUGGCCCGUUCCCAGGUUCUGGGCCUGCCCGACCAUAAAGUGAACAGUGGCUACGCCAUUUACAGAGCCUACUACGACAUUACAGAGGAGCUGCGCAACAACAAAUUGAUUUCUCAACUGUGCAACCCUGAUGAAGACCAAGCUGCGAUGUUCAUGGGCAAGGAUAUGCACGCUUUUGUCUACACUUGGGGCAAGGCCACGCAACUAGCUUGGGUUUUGACACAUAAGGACGAACACGAUAUUGGGGAGUCAUGGUCCUUCCCUGGAAAGGUAGAAGAUGCACUCGCCGAUCUCGAACGGGGUGGUUUCUCCGAUUUCCUAAAAGAAGUCGUGAGAAACACUCCUCGUGACCGCCUGGUUGACUACAAACUCGUUUGGAGAGACCCAAUCCCUACCUGGCUCUCUUCAACAAAGAGGAUUGCAGUGAUGGGGGAUGCAGCUCAUUGUCAUCUACCAACAUCUGCGCAAGGAGCAUGCAUGGCGGUUGAGGAUGCCGUCACCGUGGCCAGAUGCUUGGAGCUAGCUAGAGGCGAAGUUGAGCUUGCACUUCAGGUAUUUGAGCGCCUUCGUUACAAUAGGUCCCAUGUCAUUCAUAUGUCGUCACUGUCAAAUCGCGACAGAGCUCAUUUGGUUGAGUGGACCCCAGAAAAGGCCAAAGAGCAUUAUGAUAGCAUGACCAUCCCUCACGAUGACUGGAUCAUUGAGUUCGAUUGCAAGGCCGAUGCGGAUGAGCACUUUGAACGCCUGGCUUCCGAAGUGAAAAGCGGCAAGACUGGCACGAUACAGCAACUGAGCGUGCCAGCUGGAGGUUCAUUUGAAGACAUCCCUGAUCAUAUUAAGAUUGAUCAGCCUGCAGUGGCAAUUGCCUCAACAAUUUCAAACGAGCCAGUCAGGUCGUAG
Messenger RNA from Clonostachys byssicola, 1473 nucleotides. Lineage: Eukaryota; Fungi; Ascomycota; Sordariomycetes; Hypocreales; Bionectriaceae. The record is from the annotation of a GenBank genome assembly.